CCUCUUGAAGCCGAAAUGCCUUUACUUCCUCAACGCUGCGCGGAACUAAAGCUUUGCCGACACUAAAUUGCAAGAAGGCAAAGUAUAGGUUGCUGCUGCAACAAGUUAUCCAAUAGACUAUUAAUACUUCUCCGUGUUGGCGGGGAGAGCAGGAUUCUGCACUUUGCCCAGCUUUGCCUGAGGUUGGCCACCGAGCUGUACUGGCUACUGCGCAGCAUUGGCGUCUUUGUUGGCGUGCCACUUACGUGCUUACGGCGCAUGUCUGGGCAUUGACGAGGGGGCGCACGCUGCUUCAGGCACGCCUGCCUCUCCACUGGUAGUCUGCAGUCGUGAAACAAACUAUGGCAUUGCCUGGCUGGCGGAGAUCCGGUGAUUUGGCGGCCCUGCUCCUGGCUGUGUGGAUGGCGUCAGUGACAUGUUCGGCCUUGUCAUUACCACCUUCGCCUGUCCUCGUUAACCCAGCGCCUGCGCGUCCCUUGGGCUCAACCUGCCCUACACUGCUUCCGGAAUGCUCGAGGUCAAUUGUGGCUCCCCGCAACAUCCUCUGCAUUCGCCUGUCCAAGGAAAACAACAUCACCGUGAACCAGCUGCGGGCUUACAACCCUGAAUUGGACUGCGCGGCGCGCAUCCCAACCGGUUGCGCGCUGUGUGUUUCAGCCAUCCUACCGCCCCCAUCCCCACCGGAGGCUCCCCUGCCACCAUCAUCACCCGCCCCACGCGCCCCACGGAGCCCCCGCGCCCCCAGAAAGGCGUCGCCACCCCCGCGCUCGCCACCACUGCCUCCCUCGCCGCAGCCCAGUCCGCCGCCCCCAAGCCCGCGCAAGCAGCCAAAGCCGCCCGCCCCCAAGCCGCCCGCCCCGUCGUCGCCGCCGCCGCCGCGGCGUUCGCCGCCCUCACCGCCUCCCCGGGCCUCUCCCCGGCCCAGCCCCAGCUUCGUGGCCAAGACGACGCCCGCUGAGCGCGGCGUGACGUCGAGCCCGCGGCCCGCCCCGCUGCCUCCCCCUCCACCGCCGCCAGCCACCACUCCCGCCGGCAUUCUUCUGGAGGGCAACAAUGACCCCAGCAACCCCGCGUCCUGGUGGUACCUGGACGCGGGGGUGACGCUCGCGCGCCACAACCUGUACCGCACCAAGCACCAGGCCCAGCCGCUGGCAUGGAGCACCCGGCUGCAGAAGGAGGCGCAGGACUGGGCCGACAACUGCUGGUUCGCGCACAGCUCGCGGCCGUACGGGGAGAACCUAGCUCUGGGCCACCCCUCCAUCACAGCGGCCAUGGACGCCUGGUACUCGGAGGAGAAGGUGUACGACUACGCCAACCCGCAGUUCAACGCGGGCCACUUCACGCAGAUGGUGUGGCAGCGCACCUACUUGGUGGGCUGUGCCAUCGGCGUGUGCCCCGACGGCGUCAGCUACGUGGGCGGCGUGUGGAUGGGCAAGCUGUAUGUGUGUAUGUACUGGCCUCCAGGCAAUUACAUGGGCCAGUUCAGUGAGAACGUGUACCCGCCCGUGGAUGGCAGUCGGCGGCGGCAGGCUUUGGGCAGCGGCGAGCUGUGAGCUGUGAGCGACUGCUGCCUUCCUAUCUGGUGCAUGGCGUGUGCAAGGCAAGCGCACUUGUAGCGCGCCUGUCCCCUGACAGACACUUGCGGAUGGACCGUGACACAUCUAACACAUUGAUUGCCUUGAUGAAAUAAUAUUAUUGGACUGCCGCGCUGAAAUGUUGGCGGCUCAAAAUGACAAGGCUCUCACUCUCAGGGCCUGUAUUUAUGCUACACCCUCGCUGCGGAGCGAAGCGGAGUGGGUGGUGGUUGGGUGAGGCGGCGCAGGACGAUGAUUGCGUGCAUGAGCAUGUGGAAAAAUUUAUGAGGUGCGCUGUGACAGCGUGGCCGGGGCCAAGAUUCAAGACAACACGAGUACAGAACCGCGCAGGCGCUGCGUAAUAGCGCUUGGGGCCGAGUGGGUAUUCAUAGGCGCGCCGCUGCAGACAGCGGGUACGAUGCCUGACAAUAACAGGACGCACAUCUGCAAAAGCGGUAUAAAGAUGGAGUUGUGGGAGUAAAUUCUUUGGCACACGGUUUUGCAAAAGCACCGGCCGCCACGCUAUCGAAGCCGAAGAGCCUGCGCCAAGCGUCGUAUGCUGUGAUGUUUGACUUCCGUGCGGUGUGGUAUGUGCGCGAGGGUGUUCAUACAUACGUAUCAGCUGAGAAUGGGAGCGACGCUGCCAAAGCAGUGCUAGCUAGCGCUAGCUAGUUUCAAGCCAGUGUGCUUAGCUGAUCAGUUCCACUUGUCGAAGCACAGUCCGGUUGCCUGAUGGAGUAAGUGGUACAUGUGGAACAUAGUGGCUGUGCCGUCCCGGCACUGGGGCAUGCCGCAUGACGUACUCAACGACGCGUGCUUGGCCUGUGGGCACGUGAGCUUGAGACGCCGUUGCGGCAUUCUUGGUUUCGAUUGGCCUGACCAAGUCAAGGACCAAGUGGGGUUUGGGGCAUGGGCUCAAACGAGGUGAACGGAGCGCUGGCAGUGACGCGCUUUUGAGGGCAGCAGGUACGCCUGUUGACAACCCGUCAUUUCCAACUUUUCUGCCCGGGGGCAGGUUUGGGGCUGGUAGGUCGGUAUGUGUCAGUAUACCGGUACGGCACAGGGGUAUAGCGAAUCAGGGCAUGUGCCUUGACUCAAAGGCCCUUGAGAGAGGUUGAUGGGUUUGCGGUGUGAACUUGUGAUUGCAGCUGGCACAUAGCCUGUGCCAGACUUGUCGCAUUGCUCUGCUUCAAAGUUGUAAAGCUCCCCUGUUGUAAAGAAUGUAAAUC
Molecule: messenger RNA, 2803 nt
Organism: Chlamydomonas reinhardtii
Lineage: Eukaryota; Viridiplantae; Chlorophyta; Chlorophyceae; Chlamydomonadales; Chlamydomonadaceae
Exons: 7
Coding region: 342-1553 (403 amino acids)
Cellular component (GO): extracellular region
Source: RefSeq, a predicted model, not a curated record